UAAACACUAUUUGGCGACGUAAACGCAAUGUGGAUGUGAAGAAAAUGAGUAGCAAGCAUAUACUUAAGUCAACAUUAUCGCCGCGCGCUUCACGUCGUCCCACAGGUCGUUCACGUUCAUUCUGUGUUGCGCCUGAUGCUAAUCAAGCAUCCAAUGAUCCAACCGCAUUUAAUAAUUAUCUAUCCCUACAUAAUAUACCAAUACAUACCAUACAUGGGAAUGAAGCAUUGGAUAACAUAUCGAAAAUUACGAGUUUCAGCGGCACUACAACAAAUACUUGCGAUUCAAUGCCUUAUAGCAAGCGUGAUCUAAUCAAUAUGGAAACUGGAGAAGCAGGCCAAAAUAACGGUUGGACUACACUAACUCCUCAAGAAAUAUCCAUGUGGAUCGAUAAGAAGAGGUUACAGAAUUCGUAGAAGAUGUAUUCAUUGGCGCUCAUUUGCAGGUGCGUGCUAAAAGACUAUAUUGCCUAUAUUAAACUUCAUUUCACUCAUUUAUUUUACUGAUGCUAUGAUUGAGUUUUAGCGGACAUUGUUUACUAUGAGUUACAUAAACUUCUAGUGGUUGGUACAUAUCUUUAUAUUUAAGCAAUUGUGAUUUUAAUGCAUUUGAAGAACGUUGUGAUGUUAGUUGUUGACUUGAUUUUUAGAUUUUAAUGUAAAAGAUAUGAUACAAUUUUAUUUAUUUUCAUGUAAAAGCCUGUAUU
This is a messenger RNA of Rhagoletis pomonella (apple maggot), 706 nucleotides long. Its product is annotated as pH-sensitive chloride channel 2-like. The record is from RefSeq and is a predicted model, not a curated record. The coding region runs from base 45 to 416 and encodes 123 amino acids. NCBI's taxonomy places the organism in Eukaryota, Metazoa, Arthropoda, Insecta, Diptera, Tephritidae. The transcript has 2 exons.